AUGUUUUCCAAACUCUCUGCCAUUCUUUUCAAGAACAAUAAUAACAACUCGAUUCAUGAUCAGGAUCACUCCUCCACUUCGGGAGACGAUACAGCCUUCAUGAUCUCUUCUCCCAUGCUGUUGACAAGUCAUGGAAAUACAUCAUCGACGUCGUCUUCAUCGAAUACCACUCCUCUCUAUACCAUUCUCAAUCCUCAGGACCAUGAGAACGUUUUAACCACCACUUCAAAUGUCAAUCAUCAUAAUCAUCAUCAUCAGGAGGAUCAUUCCAUGAUGAAUACUUCCUUGACAACUACUAGUACUUCGACGACAACCUCUUCCAAUUCUUCUCCAUUCAUUCAUUCGACAGUGAGCGGUUCUGGUGGUUCUUCAUCGACCACUCCUUCUUCACCCUAUAUCUAUGAAUCAUCAAAGAAUCGCAGUAAUGGACAAGCAACACAAUUUUUGGAUGGAGAGAAUUCACAACAACAGCAACAACAUUUUACUACUCAGAGUCCACCUCAACAACAACAACACUUGUUGCCCUCCAAUGUAUCCAAUUCUUCGUCAUUGUCUCCUUCACGUUCGAGAGAGACCAUGGAUUCUUCAACUCCUCGUGGUUACGGUCAACCUUUCAUGUCAAAUAUAUUUGGAAAAAUUCCACACGAGUUGUUGAAAGACAUUUUCUCCUUUCUUGAUUAUAAUGACAGAUUUAGAGUUGUGAGAGUGGUGUCACAUCAAUGGAAUAGUUUUAUUUUCGAGAGUGAGACUUGUUUGUUUUUACAUUUUUCGAAAAACAUGUUACGUUUCAUGACUCCACAAAAUGUGUUGGAUUUUGUUCGAAAUUUCCAAAAGUUGAGUUGCAUUACAAUUUAUGGUGAAUGUCACUCUGAAUUGAGAAGAAAAUGUAUUCGAGAAAUUCAAGCAACAUCUCCAAGUGUGAGAGGAUUGAGAAUUAUUGAUACGAAUGAAUCAGAAUUGAAUAGUGUGAGAGAUUUGACAUUUGCAGGAUUACAAAAACUCUAUAUUGAAACACCAAUUGUGACGAGUAACAUUUUGACCAUCAUUCAUGAUCUUGCUCCAAACAUUACUUCUCUCUCUCUUAAAUAUACUGUACAGGAAAAAGCAGAUUCUCUUUGCAAACUUUAUAACAACUUUAACAAACUCAAGGAAUUGAAAUUGGCUGUCACACAACCCUCCAAUCAUAUUUAUGAUGGCUUAAAUCUAUCUCAAUUGGAUACUCUUGAAAUUCACAAUUUUAUGGGCUUCAUUGGAUGCAAACGAUUUGCCAACUUGAAAACUCUCAACGUUUCUGGCUCUGUGAAUGAUAUUCCAACCAUUGUACAUCUCUUUCCAAAUACUACUUCACUUGAUAUCAGCACUCUGUACGGAUCCAAUUCAGAUCCUUUCGAAACCAAGUUGUAUGAAAAUUUACCAAAACUUCAACAUUUGAGUCAAUUGACCAUGACCGAUUGCACCACAAGUUUAUCCAUGCUUGAUGUGUGGAGCUGUGCAUGGUCAACACUCAAAGAACUCGACAUUUCAAGAACCACUGUGAAUGACUCACAUUUAGAAAGACUUGCAAAAUUGCAAAAUCUUGAAGUGUUGAAAAUGAGAGGUCUCUCCAUCACUGGACAGUCGAGUCGAUUUAAUUUUGGUGAUGUUCUUGUUUCAUUACAGAAUACUCUCACUGUUUUGGAUGUCAGUGAAUGUCGAUUAUUGGAAAAUAUGGUACCAACUACCGCUCCAAAUCCUCCAGCUUGUUUCAAAAGAUUGAAAGCCUUUGAAGCCAACGGUGCCAAUGUUCUCAGUGAAAAGAGUGUUUCUUUCAUCUUGUCUUCAUCACCAAAAUUAGAAUCCUUGUCACUCAUGGCAUGUAACGAAGUGAAAGAUGAGACCAUUGCAAGACUAUGCACCAAGAAAAUUGUAUAUAUGGAUUUAAGAUAUUGUCGACAACUUGGCGAUCCAGGUUUUUUAAAGCUUGUCUAUGAUCAGAAAUUACGUCAAUUGCAACAUUUCAAAUUAGCGCUUUCCUUCGAUGUCACACAAUUGUCCAUCGAAGCAGUUUUAAAUCAAGCGAAAAUGCUCAAAACUCUUGAAUUGAAUAGUUGCAAAAAGUGUAAUGCUGAUCAUCUCAUUUCAAAACAAUUUUUCGAACCAACCUCUCUUCCAUGCUUGACUCAUGUUGACUUUUCAGGAACGAUCAUUAGUGACGUUGGUCUAUUGAGUAUUUUAACAAGCAGUGAAAGAGUGAAAACACCUCUUUCUAAUUUAGUUUCACUCAAAUGUGCCGAUUGUUAUAAUCUAUCACAUGAUUUUUUGGAUGUAUUGGACAAGUAUUUGGUUAAAAUUGACAAACCUCAGGCAGUCAUUCCUAUCAUGGUUGCUGAUAAGAAGGUUGUUUACUUUAGAUGUCCUUAUUUGAAUAUUGAUGAAGUGAGAAGUUCACUUCCACGACCGCAAAUUGGUCAGAAAUUUCACAGCAUCAACAACAACAGCAGCAAUGGUACGAAUGCCUCGAGUAGCAAUAGCAGCAACAUGAAUGGAUCUUCACUGACUCCUUUCGGUGGCUCUGGAUCAUCUUUGAAAAAGUAUCAAUAA
Molecule: messenger RNA, 2580 nt
Organism: Naegleria fowleri
Lineage: Eukaryota; Heterolobosea; Eutetramitea; Acrasida; Naegleriidae
Exons: 1
Coding region: 1-2580 (859 amino acids)
Biological process (GO): SCF-dependent proteasomal ubiquitin-dependent protein catabolic process
Cellular component (GO): SCF ubiquitin ligase complex
Molecular function (GO): protein binding
Source: RefSeq, a predicted model, not a curated record